GACCCAUGUUGUUUUGCCCGGUUGCAGAAAGGUCGACAAAAUAUCACAUAUACAACUCCUUAGGAAGAUAAGCAAACAGAACAAUGCCUGGGGUGAAGCGGAAAGCUUCUACCACUCCUGGGGAUAAGCUCCCAGCUAAACUAAAGAAGCAGUCCACCAGCGUAACCUUGGAUCGGGCUAUCCCGACCUCGACACAGAAAACAUCGAAGAUAAAGAAAGCUGCUCUGCCAAAUAUAAAUGAAAGUCCAGAUAUCCCCAAAAAGAUAGCUGGAGGAAAAAAAGAAAAUAAGUCCAUGCCUCCGUUACCAAGAUUUCCUACUCUAGUGCCAACAAAACCAGGUGGUACAACAGAGUCUGAUUUUGUGUUCAAUAUUUCUCCAAGUUCUAGUCCCCAAAAAGAUAAUUUGUCAGAAAGUGGUAUACCAUCUAAGUCAUCAAAGAGUGAUGUACCUGAACUAAGAAAAGAAACCACAACAUUAAUUACAACAAAAUCUUCAGAUGAUUGUCCUGGUAAUAAAGCUUCGAACAUAGAGAAGAGUGUGCUUAAGUUAUCAUCUGGUUCCUAUGUUGGUCGAAUCAUGAACAAAGACAUUGAUGAUCAGAUGUUGCCUUCACUUGAAUCCCUUGCUGUUUAUGAACAGAAACAGAAAAGUAAGACGUCAGAUGCCCCAUUCACCUGGGACAUGACAGACACUGAUACUUCUCCAGUGCGCAAAUCAGUUUAUGAUGUUAGUGCUGUUCUGAACAUAUUAGAGCAAGAAAAUUCACCAACAAAAUAUAGUUUAGGUGGUAAUACUAGUGACAAUGAGAGCGAUGCUCCCCCUGUGCUUCAGGCUGAGGUAUAUGAUGAGACAUCUUGUGAAAACUUUGAUGAAGAUGAUGCUGUUCCAACUCUAACUUGUAUGGGUACUCCAUCCAAGUCCCCAUCCAAGUCUCCCCGUAAAAUGACCGGAGGACCAAGAGAAAUUGUGUUUUCAUUUGAUACGACAGGGUCCAUGUAUAACUACAUGGAGGAGGCUAGCUACAGGAUGCGAGAACUCAUGAAUCGUGUCCAAGAGGACAUGCCUGGAAUUCGUCUGGCCUUUGUUGCACAUGGUGAUUAUUAUGACUUGGCAAAUGACCGAUAUCUCAUAAAGUGGAUAGACUUCGGUGCCAGUGUAGAUGAGGUUGAUACAUUCUUUGAAAACCUUCCCAUAACACAUGGCGGUGAUGCUGAUGAAUGUUAUGAACUAGUGCUACGUAAGGUCCGAGAGUCCUUGUCCUGGACUGUGGGCAGUCAGCGCAGCCUUGUCAUGAUUGGAGAUUCUGAUCCACAUGAACCAGGAUACAAAUUCAACGACUUUGUCAAUGAUAUUGACUGGAGGCAGGAGACAAAACUGCUCAAUGAAAUGGGAGUGAGGAUCUAUGCUCUACAAGUUGGCUACACAUCAAACUUCUACAAACAGAUAGCACAGAUGACAAGCGGAGCUCACUUGCGCAUUGAGAACACUGACUUCACAUAUGACACCCUAAUGUCUAUAUGUCUAAGGGAAGGAGGACUUCGCCAUCUCAAGGGCUAUGAACAUGAGGUACGAACUGCUGCAAAGAAGUCUGGCAGCAAUGGAGGGACACUUGACUUAGAAUUGGAACGUCUGUUCAGUUCUCUGAAAAACAUUGCUGACAACAAAUCCCUCAAACAACGAGAGAGAGAGAACAAACUGAAAGCUCGGAUUCUAGAAAUGACAACAGAUCCCAAAACAUUGUCUGCUCCUAAGAGGUCCUCCGAAAAUGAAGGCAACACUUCUGACCAGAAGAAACCAAAGGUAUCAUUUAAGUCCCAAACAAAAGUAACUUCAGAUAAACCCAAGUUAUCUGACAGUGUCAGUCCCAAGAAAUUGACAAAGAUCAAAGAGAAAGGCCCCGACACAUCAAAAAAGAAUGCAUCGGUUGAAAAUAUGAAAAAGGUAUCCAAAACUAAAAUGUCGGCUACCAAAUCUGUGACACCCAAACCCAAGACAAAAAUACUCAAGGAAAAGGCUGCGGAAAAGAAAGGAGCAUUGAAGAUCAAAGGUAUCGAGAAGAAAAAAGGAGAUGGAAAAUUGAAGAAAACUACAAGUAAUGACAAGACAAAGAGACCAGUUGGUAGACCUCGUAAAGUUGUUGAAGCUGUAAAAGCCAGAGGAAGACCCCCAAAGAAAGACGAAGCUAAGAAAAAGGUUGGAAAAUCGCUUAAGAAGGUUGCCUUGAAAUCUCCUGGACGACCCCCUAAAACAUCACAAACUCCCAAAAAGUCUGUUAAGAAAGCAGAAAAGACAAAGAAAUCAUCAGAAACUCCUAAAAAAGUUGGAAGGCCAAAAACGAAAAUUGAAAAAGCUAGUUCUUCGGAAACUCCAAGAAAACGGGGAAGGCCAGUGAAAAACUUGGAAAAGAAUAAAUCUUCUGGGAAACCAUCUAAGGUAAAAACAUCCAAAACAGCUGGAAAAGCAAAGAAGAAAGUAGAAACUUCUUCAGCAAUGAAGAAAAAGGAAGAAACAUCUUUAAAAUCCCCAAGCUCAGUUGUUCAAAGGAUAGUGGCAGCUAAAUUAAAGCGUUUAGGGAAAGGAGGCACUAUCGCCAAAGUGAAGAUAAGUAAAAAGUUAAAAACUGUGGUAAAGAAAAAAGACAACAAGUCUAAAAUCAAGCCUAAAGUUGUUACAAAGGCAAAGUUGUCUGCAAAGUCUAAGAGCAAAGCUGGUGCAAAGAAAAAGCUGAAUUCAACUAAGGACAGUACUAAACGUAAGCCAACGCCAGCAAAACUGAGCUUGAAAAAGAAAGAAGGUAGAGCGAAGAUUGCAAAACUGAAAUCUGUCAAAAAAGUUCAAGAAAAAAAGAAAGCUGUAAAAGGGUCAUUGAAGGACAAGAAAAAAACUGUUAAAAAGGUAAUGAAAUCUACUAAACCUUUAAAGACAACUAAAAAGAAUGUAACUAAAGGGAAACCAGGCAGACCACCAAGUGUUCAACAGAAGGAGAAAACAAAAACUUCUAAAAAAUCUGCUAAAACAGAGACAAAGAAGGGGAAAACAAUUCCAGUAAAGAAAACCCCGAAGACUGACACCAAAAAAGUGAAGAGUGGCCCAGUGCAAAAGAAGCCUGUUAAGCCUAAAUCUCCACAGAAGACUAAAAGCAGUAACACUGAGCACAGAGAAAACAUCAGUGGAUCAAAAUUCAGUACUGGACCGCUUAGCAACGUGAAGUGGAGCCAAUGGGCUCCAAUAAUCUCCUCCAAAGCAGAUGGAGCUAACUGGUCAAAAUCACGUAGCUGGUGCGGUGGUCAUUCAAAUGAGUCAUUGUACAAAGGAGAGGGCAAUACUCAAGCCCUGUAUGAGGCAGCAGUGGUCCCGCCUAGCAGCAACAAUAAAUAUGUUGUGACUUAUGUUGUCGGACAAGGUGUCCCAGCUGUCCAAGUAUGGGACUGUUUUACUAAUUCAUAUGUGCGACAACAGGUGCAGCGCAUCAUCAAAGCCAAGGGUGCGAUCUUUGUUCGAAGGGGUGUAAUUGCUGGUCGUGCGAAAGACAGUCUUAUCAAAGCUGAGGAAUACAUCAAAGAGAAUUUUGAUUAUGCUUGGCGUGGAAGUCGUCGUACCACAGAAGUCAGAAAGGAAGGAUUUUUGGUAUCCAAACCCUAAAUCCUUGUGUUUCACUAUAUAUUUAAAUAUUCAAGCAGUCAUUUUGUGUGAAAAAAAUGUUGGGGGAUGCAUGGGAGGUUUUUAGUUUGUAUGAAAGUUUGAUUAGCUGUUGUUUUAGAUACAAUUGUACAAGUUAUCCUAUUUUUAUGUUUUUUAUUCUGAAUAUAUAACUUUUUCUUUUUUUAACUGUGAACCACAUUUUUCCACUGAUAAUCAUGUUAUGCACCAUCAUUUUAAGGCUGUAGGUAGAUAUUGAUUUUUAAGGACUCAACCCUACUCCUUAUUAAGUUUUAAAUUCUAAUGUUAUUCUGUAGACACUUGUAAAACCAGUCUUGUGUGAGAUGAAACUUGAAAAAAAUUUAAUAUUCCAUUUGGUCAAGUUUUAAAUGUUUAUAAAAGAAACGAAUCAUCAAAGAAUUAAAACAAUAAUUACCUUGAUUUUCUUAACAAGAAUUACGGAAAAAUAUAACUACAAAGAUAAUAGAAGAUGAUAAAUGUUCAGUUUGUGAGUUUCUAGGUUUUGUUACAAUGCUUUAAGAACUUUAUGUUAAUCUGAUUUACAGUAGUUAGUUGCUGGGAUAGUAAUGUGAAUUUUCUACUACAUACUGGGAGUGCUGAAAUCUGGUAAAAUUUAUGGAUUUACUAUCCUUUUCAAUAGAGUUCAGAAAUAUAGGAUAAUGUAUGAAAUUUGUCAUUAAGAAAACCACAUGAACAUCAGCUUAUUAAGGUGUUUUUUCAACUAUCAAUAAUGGAACAUGAAAAUACACAGUAAGUUGCACAUAUAUGUUGUGUAGAUCCUUCCUGUUAUCUCCAGAGAUUCAACAAUGGUAGUGAAUUAUAGUUAAAAGAUUGCUGAAAGAUAACACUUUCAUAAUGUCACAAGUUAAAGAUGUCAGUCUUUCGUAAUGUCAUUCACAAGUGAAAGAUGUCUGGCUUAAACAACAGAAUGAUUUGUAUAGAUACAUUGAAAUGUACAAUGUAGUUAAUUCCAAUGCUUAAGGAUGAUUAAAUCUUUAGAAAGUGGUACAGGUAUUUAGGUAAAAUCCUGCAUUUUCAUACAACUAACAGGGAUAACUGAGUUUCAUUUGAUGCUGAUGGGUAUGAUUUCUUUGAUUAAAUGGAUGGCUUAGCAUUAGAGGAAAUAGCAAAGUGCAACAUAACUACACAAAACAAUUUAAACAAAACAUUGAUUGGAAAGGAUACUGACACAUAUUUUCAGCAAAAUAUAUUCUAGUGUCUUUUCUAAGCAUUUUACAGUGGACGUGUUUCACCCUAAGAUUCAAGGUUUUUUUUAACCAAUUCAGGACAUUAAUUCCUUGUUGUGGUUAAUAAAUAACAAGUGAAGAUUAGAAAGACAACUUAAUUUCUGGAAUUAUCCAUGAACAAUAACACAUCAAUUAAAUUUAUCAAAAUACAUUUUUUAUGGAUUUAGUGAUUAGCAUAUUAAAUUGUUUUUUCAAAUUAGAAGAUAUGAAAAGUAAA
Ylistrum balloti is the source of this 5126-nucleotide messenger RNA. RefSeq lists its product as uncharacterized. Gene Ontology annotation, molecular function: DNA binding. The record is from RefSeq and is a predicted model, not a curated record. NCBI's taxonomy places the organism in Eukaryota, Metazoa, Mollusca, Bivalvia, Pectinida, Pectinidae. The transcript is spliced from 5 exons. The coding region runs from base 84 to 3644 and encodes 1186 amino acids.